GCCUGGGUCCGCUCUGUCACAGCAGCCGGGCACCGCGCGGGGACCUUCUCCCCAGCAACGGGUGACGGGAGGCCCGCGGGGCCCGGCCAUUGGUGCCACGGCCGGGCCACGGCGCCGGUGGCCGCGGCACCCACGGGUGGCGGGUGGCGGAGGGAUGGGUGCCGCGGGCGGCAGCGGGGUGCUGGUGGCCCAGCUGCUCUGGGUGGCCCUGGCCGCCGCUGUCACCGACGAGCCGGCGGUGCACAGCCUGGCCGAGGUGCUCUUCUGCCAGCCGGCCAUGCCCUCGCUGGGGCUGGCGCUGGCCUUCGACACCGACCAGCUCUUCUGGUUCGACUUCCCCGGCUCCCGCUGGACCCCCCGCCUGCCCGACCUCCCCCCCUGGCCCCUCGCCCUGGAACCCCCCGCCCAGCUCCUGCGCGACGCCACGCUCUGCCAAGACCUGCGGCGCGGGCUGACCGAGCUGGCCAGCGGCAAGAUACCCGAGUCCAAGGGCAUCCCGGUGGCCGACGUCUUCCCGCUGCAACCCCCGGCCUUGGGUCAACCCAACACCUUGGUGUGCAUGGUGGCGAACAUCUUCCCGCCGGCGGUGGAGAUCAGUUGGCAGCUGGACGGGGUCCCCGUCACCCAAGGGGUCAUCCACACCCACUACACCCCCACGGCCGACCUGGCCUUCGUCCGCUUCUCCUACCUCCCGGUGACGCUCGCCGCCGAUGACAUCUACACCUGCCUCGUCACCCGCGAAGCGGACAACAUCUCCGUCGUCGCCUACUGGGUGCCCCAAAAGGUUGUCCCCUCCGAGGUGCUGGAGACGGCGCUGUGCGGCGCCGCCAUGGCGCUGGGCAUCCUGCUGGCGCUGCUGGGCAUCGCCAUGAUCCUGUUGGCACGACGCGGCACCCACGGUUGAGCACGGGGCGGUGCAGAGGAUGGCGCAGCUCGGUGCAGGAGUGAAGAUGGCGGCGGCGGGGGGCAGGGGAUUAAACCUCUCGGCGGUG
Messenger RNA from Chroicocephalus ridibundus (black-headed gull), 992 nucleotides. Its product is annotated as class II histocompatibility antigen, M alpha chain. Gene Ontology annotation, biological process: immune response; antigen processing and presentation. Bases 155 to 904 code for a protein of 249 amino acids. The record is from RefSeq and is a predicted model, not a curated record. The transcript is spliced from 5 exons. Gene Ontology annotation, cellular component: MHC class II protein complex; membrane. NCBI's taxonomy places the organism in Eukaryota, Metazoa, Chordata, Aves, Charadriiformes, Laridae.